Messenger RNA from Theobroma umbraticum, 1834 nucleotides. RefSeq names its product probably inactive leucine-rich repeat receptor-like protein kinase At5g48380. The record is from RefSeq and is a predicted model, not a curated record. Gene Ontology annotation, molecular function: protein binding; ATP binding; protein kinase activity. Gene Ontology annotation, biological process: protein phosphorylation. NCBI's taxonomy places the organism in Eukaryota, Viridiplantae, Streptophyta, Magnoliopsida, Malvales, Malvaceae.
AUGCAAAUGGCUCCAAACACAAGAUUUGGCUGCAAGUUAUUGCUCCGUACUUUGGUGUGGUUAUUGUUGUGUACAGUAAGUAUCUGCUCAAUGGAAGAUAACAAUUCAAAUAUCAGCUGCUUGAAAUCUAUAAAAGAUUCCUUGGAUGACCCUCAUGACUCCUUCAAAUCUUCAUGGAACUUCAACAACAAUACAGAAGGUUUCAUCUGUGAUUUUGUUGGGGUCGAAUGCUGGCACGUUUACUCGAAUGAAGUGCUAAAGAUUCGUCUAACCAACAUGGGCUUGAAGGGCGAGUUUCCUCGGGGCGUUGCAGACUGCAAGACCUUAAUGGGGUUAGACCUUUCAAAUAACGAGCUUUCAGGACCCAUUCCAUCUAAUAUUUCAAGAAUCUUCCAAUAUGGAACUGAACUUGAUCUAUCCUCCAACAGAUUUUCUGGUAACAUACCGAAACAAAUAUCAAAUUUAAGUUUUUUAAAUGCACUGAAACUCGACAACAAUCAGCUAACUGGCCUCAUUCCGCCAGAACUUGCUCUACUAGAUCGGAUCAAGCAAUUUAGUGUUGCUAACAAUAAAUUAUACGGCCCGGUGCCUAACUUUGGUCCUUCUUUUAACGAGAGUUCCUAUGCGGGUAAUCCGGGGCUUUGUGGUUUUCCUUUAGAGCCCUGCAUUAAUUUUUUCAGUGAUUCCUUCAAGAGGGGUUUUAUAAUAGGUUAUAUGGUAUCUGUAUUUUCAGUUAUAAGCAUUUUUAUGUCCUACUGUGUCCCCUGGGUACACAGGAAUGAGAGGAAUAAAAUGCUGCGGCAAUUCAUGUUGAAUCUGAUAUUGAGUAGGAGAAACAAGGGAGAACAUUCUCAUCAGACAAGCAAAUUGGUACAUCUGGACCUCUUACAUGAAGCCAGCAGAGAGACUUCUAUGCUGGUGCAACUGGUUUCAAGAAUGAGCUAUGCGGAUCUCACUGAGGCAACAAACAAUUUUAGUGCAGAUAACAUCAUUGGAAUUGGACAAAUGGGGACAACCUACAAGGCAACCUUGCCCAAUGGUUGGCUUCUCGCAAUUAAGAGGUUGUUUGACACCCAAAAGUUCGAUGAGCAUUUCAUAACCGAAUUGAAGACACUGGGUAGAUUGAGACAUGACAACCUAGUUCCACUCCUUGGAUUCUGCAUAGAGUCAAAGGAAAAGCUUCUGGUUUACAGAUAUAUGUCGAAUGGCAACCUUUAUGAUUGGCUACAUCCUGCAGAAGGUGAGGCAAAAUUCAUUGAUUGGCCAUUGAGGGUGAAUAUAGCACAUGGGAUAGCAAGAGGUCUGGUUUGGCUCCACCAGAACUGCAAUUUCCGUGUAGUCCAUCUUGACAUCUGUUCAAAGUGUAUCUUACUUGAUCAGAAUUUCGAACCCAAGAUAUCAAAUUUUGGAGAGGCAAUGCUAAUAAAAUCAAAUAAUACUGACUGGAGCAGUAGCUUCUACAAGGAUACUGAGCUUUGGGAAUUGAGUUUUGUUAAGGAGGAUGUUUAUCACUUUGGAAUUGUGCUCCUUGAACUGAUCACAGGGGCGGAACCAAGUAAAUUGACCAAUUCUUCAGACACUGGAGAUGAAACUCUUAGAAAUGGGUCGAUUGAUCUCUCAACAAGUACUAAUUUCUAUGAUGUCAUCGAUAAAUCUCUGAUCGGGCGAGGCUUUGAUACUGAAAUCUUUAAGAUUUUUAGCGUUGCAUGUCACUGUGUUCAGCCCAAUCGUGAUGGAAGGCCAACAAUGCUCGAAGUCCACAAAACAAUAGGGGCUAUAUGGUCUCAAAACCGCCCCUGACAGCAUGCCAAGACAGUUGAGCUGAUGGUUUUUC